GUGGAUUUUGGGAGCGCAGCAUUCGUAAACAGAGGAGCUGCUCAUUCUUUCGUAACACGGCAUAGCCAGAUCAUCCCAAAACAUGAAAACCUUCAUAGUUGCAUGCCUCUUGGCUACUGCGGCUCUUGCAACUGAACAAGGGCCACGUGGUGCUAGAAGCAAUGUUGGAGCCGCUAGUGGAAUCAGCACUAGGCUGUAUGCCGGAGGGGAACGAGUCGGUCCUAGCGGCGCGCCCGGAUUUACCGCAAGCAUUGGAGGACACGUCGGUGCAAGACUCGGGGGUCAGGCUGGUAUUGGCGCAGGCCCAUAUGGUUACGGGGGACCGGCAUUCUACCCUGGCGGUUAUGGGUCUCCCUGGGGUGGUGCCUACGGUGGUUAUGGCCCCUUCGGAAUGUCAUAUGGCAAUGGAUACUAUGGCUUCAACCCGUAUGGUAACUACGGUUCGUAUGGUGCGUUCUACCCGUAUGGCGGCUAUGGAGGACAUGGCGGAUACGGCGGAUACGGCGGAUAUGGCGGAUAUGGCGGCUAUGGUGGAUAUGGUGGCUAUGGUGGCUAUAACGGAUACAAUCAGUACCGAAGCCACGGCCCCUAUGGUUCAUCCGUAUCAAGUGCCGCCACUGGAAGCCAGGGUGCUGGCUCAUUUGGUGAAGCACCACCAGCCAUUGCUCCCCGGGCCAGUGUUGUCUCUGCGACCCCAUCAGCUGGUGCAUCUGGUGCUGCACCCGCUUCUUCAACGUAAGGCAUGAUCAUCACACUGCAAAACAGAAUUUUAAAAGUCAUCCGAAUCACUGACGGAGUGUAUACUCAAGAACGUAGACAGAAAAAGUGGAAGAGUCACUGGUAUCUAUCACUGGUAUUAUAAGACCAUUUUAUUUCCUUCAAAGAAAUAAAUAAAUUGUCUACUGCGCG
This is a messenger RNA of Rhipicephalus microplus (southern cattle tick), 909 nucleotides long. RefSeq lists its product as uncharacterized. NCBI's taxonomy places the organism in Eukaryota, Metazoa, Arthropoda, Arachnida, Ixodida, Ixodidae. The record is from RefSeq and is a predicted model, not a curated record.